AUGUCUUCCUCAAAAGCCAUCGGUAUCGAUCUCGGCACCACCUACUCGUGUGUUGGUGUCUGGCAAAAUGACCGUGUCGAGAUCAUCGCCAACGACCAGGGUAACCGGACUACCCCAUCUUAUGUCUCGUUCUCCGACAACGAGCGUCUCAUCGGUGACGCCGCGAAGAACCAAGUCGCCAUGAACCCUCACAACACUGUCUUCGACGCUAAACGUCUCAUCGGUCGCAAGUUCGAUGAUGCUGAGGUUCAGUCCGAUAUCAAGCACUUCCCCUUCAAGGUCUUCAGCAAGGGUGGCAAGCCAUACGUGCAGGUCACCUACCGUGGUGAGGAGAAGGAGUUCUCGCCAGAGGAAAUCUCUUCCAUGGUCCUCACCAAGAUGAAGGAGACCGCCGAGUCCUACCUCGGUACCACCGUCCAGAACGCCGUCGUCACCGUCCCCGCCUACUUCAACGACUCACAACGUCAGGCUACCAAAGACGCCGGUACCAUCUCGGGUAUGAACGUCCUCCGUAUCAUCAACGAGCCCACCGCCGCCGCUAUUGCCUACGGUCUCGACAAGAAGGUCACCGGCGAGCGGAACGUCCUCAUCUUCGAUCUCGGAGGAGGAACUUUCGAUGUCUCGCUCUUGACCAUCGAGGAGGGUAUCUUCGAGGUGAAGGCCACCGCCGGUGACACUCACUUGGGUGGUGAGGACUUCGACAACCGUCUCGUCAACCACUUCGUCCAGGAGUUCAAGAGGAAGUUCAAGAAGGACCUCUCCUCCAACCCCCGUGCUCUCCGUCGUCUCCGUACCGCUUGCGAACGUGCCAAGCGUACCCUCUCCUCCGCCACCCAGACCUCCAUCGAAAUCGACUCGCUCUUCGAGGGUAUCGACUUCUACACUUCCCUCACCCGUGCCCGUUUCGAGGAGCUCUGCCAGGAUCUCUUCCGUUCUACCCUCGAGCCCGUCGAGAAGGUCCUCCGCGACUCGAAGAUCGACAAGGCCAACGUCCACGAGAUCGUCCUCGUCGGUGGCUCCACUCGUAUCCCCCGUGUCGUCAAGCUCGUCUCCGACUUCUUCAACGGCAAGGAGCCCAACAAGUCCAUCAACCCCGACGAGGCCGUCGCCUACGGUGCUGCCGUCCAGGCCGCCAUUCUCUCCGGUGACACCUCUGAGAAGACCCAGGACUUGCUCUUGCUCGAUGUCGCUCCUCUGUCCCUUGGUAUCGAGACCGCUGGUGGUGUCAUGACCGCGCUCAUCAAGCGUAACACGACCGUCCCCACCAAGAAGUCCGAGAUCUUCUCGACCUACUCCGACAACCAGCCCGGUGUGCUCAUCCAGGUCUUCGAGGGUGAGCGUGCGAGGACAAAGGACAACAACCUUCUCGGAAAGUUCGAGCUCUCCGGCAUUCCUCCCGCUCCCCGUGGUGUUCCCCAGAUCGAGGUCACCUUCGACAUCGACGCCAACGGUAUCCUGAACGUCUCCGCUUCCGAUAAGACCACCGGAAAGUCGAACCGUAUCACCAUUACCAACGACAAGGGUCGUCUGUCGAAGGAGGAGAUCGAGCGCAUGGUCAACGAGGCCGAGAAGUACAAGGCUGAGGAUGAGGAGGCUGCUACCCGCAUCCAGUCCAAGAACGGCCUCGAGUCGUACGCCUACAACCUCCGUAACUCCAUCACCGACGAGAAGCUCGCCGACAAGUUCGACCCCGCCGACAAGACGAAGCUCACCUCUGCCGUCGACGAGGCCAUCGCAUGGCUCGACGCCUCGCAAGAGGCCUCGAAGGACGAGUACGAGUCGAAGCAGAAGGAGCUCGAGGCGAUCGCCAACCCGAUCAUGCAGAAGCUCUACGGCGGUGCUGGCGGUGCACCAGGAGGGUUCCCAGGUGCCGGUGGCGCACCAGGCGGCUUCCCUGGUGGCGCUCCUCCCGCUGGUGGCGAGGAGGGCCCCAGCGUCGAGGAGGUCGACUAAGCGGUUCUUCGCCCCUUUCUCGGUCUCGUCUUUCGUUCGGGUUUCGAUUGUUGCUGUUUGAUUUUACUUUAUUUUUUUACCACGCGCAUUUUUCCAUGUACUUCACACCCAUCAUUGAUCUUCGUCGCCGUUUCUUUUUCUUUUUCUUUCCGUUCGUCUGCUUUGCUCGC
Stereum hirsutum FP-91666 SS1 is the source of this 2123-nucleotide messenger RNA. RefSeq names its product heat shock protein 70. The coding region runs from base 1 to 1953 and encodes 650 amino acids. NCBI's taxonomy places the organism in Eukaryota, Fungi, Basidiomycota, Agaricomycetes, Russulales, Stereaceae. Gene Ontology annotation, molecular function: ATP hydrolysis activity; ATP binding; misfolded protein binding. Gene Ontology annotation, cellular component: cytosol; nucleus; cytoplasm. Gene Ontology annotation, biological process: cellular response to unfolded protein; vesicle-mediated transport; protein refolding. The record is from RefSeq and is a predicted model, not a curated record. The transcript has 6 exons.